Messenger RNA from Homalodisca vitripennis (glassy-winged sharpshooter), 3529 nucleotides. Its product is annotated as ubiquitin-protein ligase E3C. Bases 280 to 3435 code for a protein of 1051 amino acids. Lineage: Eukaryota; Metazoa; Arthropoda; Insecta; Hemiptera; Cicadellidae. Gene Ontology annotation, biological process: protein polyubiquitination; ubiquitin-dependent protein catabolic process. The record is from RefSeq and is a predicted model, not a curated record. The transcript has 17 exons. Gene Ontology annotation, molecular function: protein binding; ubiquitin protein ligase activity.
GUCAUUUGUCAAUGAGAUUGAGGUUGUAGUGGAUAUCUUUGAUUAUCGGAAUCAAGUUAUUUUCAUUUUUAUAACCAUUUUUCUAUAUAACUUCAUAAUUUAUAUUUUGUAUUUAUAUUAGUAAGCAGAGUAAUUAAUACAUCUUAAUCUAAAUGACACUUUCAAUAUUUGUAUACCAAAUAUUUUAGCUGUUUACAAUAACAUAACCUUAAAUAUUGUUCAGAGUGACUUUUGUGUUUUGUAAUUCUGAGUGGUUUCCGUGUUUAUAUAAAAAGUACUAUGUAUAGUUUUGAGGGUGAAUUUAGAAGAACACCAGAACAAAAUUUAUCAGGUGCAAGUAAAAAAGAAAAGCGUGAUGAACUUCUAAAUAGGGCUCAUUAUGAACGUUUAAAAAGAGAGGAGUGUCGCCGUAGAGAAAAAAGUACAUUAACAAUACAGUCAUAUUUGCGAAGCUACAUUGUCCGCCAGUCACAGAAGAAUAUUCAUAGACAGGAAUUCGAUGCCACUACCAAGAAAGUUGAUUUGGAUCCAGACAGUGCAACUCUUACACUACUUGUGCAGAAACUGCUUUUCUUCUACAAAGCAGACGUUGAUACUACUCGACUGAUAUACAUAUGUCGGAUUGUAUUGAAGCACUGUAAACGUCUGAUGGUUGCUUGCAUGGAAGAUGCACUGUGGAACUUCCGCCUCCGAAAGCUGCUCAAGAUCUGCAUGUCUGGGUUUGGGUCAUCGCUGAGUCGAGAAAUGGUCCCAACUCCUUUGCGGAUCUUUGAGAUCGUUACCUCUCAAGGAGUUCUGGAGAAAGACAUAAAACUUAGUAGAGAUCGUGCCAUAGGUUUCCUUGUACAGAUGUUUAAAUUCUUGGUGAGUCAAGGCUACCUGGGACAUAUCCGCUAUCUGCUGGACAGCACUUGCCCGCCUCUUCUGUCCGCCAGCCCUUCCCCACCCACUCAACUUGCUGAGUGUCUCUACGAUCUCAUUACCCGCCCUCUCCACCUCAUCAACCUUACCCAGGACACAGAGUACAGACAGUUGGUACUGGAACAGAUGGCCCGACAGUUGUUGUGUGUGGAACUGUCAGAGCCGAUGACUUUGUUCGUGUUGCCAGCCCUGUCAGCUGACCCCCAGUUUCCUCUGAGACCUCUGCUACACCUGCUCAACUCUCGGAAGCUGCCUUCAACCACUUGGCUGCUCUAUAGUGUACUUGUGCUCGACCACCACCUAACCUUCAACACAGAAAGUGAGCUGAUAGACUAUCUGCAAGUGUUAGCGCAACUAACCAAGAACUUUGGUCAACUGCUGACACCACCCUCACAUGAAGAUGAUGAUGACGAUGAUAGUGACACAGAGGUGGUCGAUAACUACAACAAGGCUGAGACAAAGGAGCUGGAGCAGUGCCUAGAGUUGCUGAACGAGACGGAGAAGGUCCACCGGUUGUUGGCGGCUAUCGACCAGACGGCACAGCCAAUUGUGCUGCAAGCUCUGUGUCAGGUGUGCCACAAUGUUCUCAUAUUGCAGAAACUGGCCACCCAAAAGCACAGGCUUCUGUAUCUCCUGGCUCUGAGACCAAAGUUUCUGCAGCAGCUGUGGACUGCUAUCGUGAACGCCAACCAAACCUCUCUGUUCGGCUCUCCUACUCCUCUACUCAAUGUCAUCUCUAGGGGUAUAGCCAUGACGGAGCAAGAGACGGAGCGGAUAGUCCCUCUCCUUGCCACGUUCUGUUCACUCUUCUCCUUGCUGGUGGCAACACUUCAUGACGCCGAGUUCUACAAUGACGACGAUGUCAUGGUGAGGGGGGUGGCAACGAUGCCUUUUCCGUUGCCCACACUGGUUGCCAUGACAAUGAAGCUGAAGGAGGUUAGUCUGGGUCUAGUGGAGUUGGCGUUCCCUGACUCCAGACCCAUUGUCAAGGACCAAUACCGAUCGGCUGUGUGUGUCGACGAGACUACACAUGCCAACACCAUCAUGUGGUCUCACCUUUUCAAGGCUUGUGUGUCGCUGCUGCGUCAGCUGUACGGGAGAGACUUGCGGCGUUCCUACUGCCCAGAUGGACACUGGAUCUCGCAGCAGGUUACCAUGUCACUGGCCAUGGACCGGCCCUCAGAUGCUACGCUGCGCCGUCGCAGUCGUCUCCGGCAGCAUUACCGCCCCUUCCACUUUGAACCUGCAUUUACACGUGAGGAGCUCGAAGAGGGACCUCCACCAUCGACCAAAGAAGUGAGGACGUUGACCAUAUUGAAGGAAAUUCCAUUUGUUGUUGCCUUCCAAGAACGAGUCAUUGUUUUCCAAAGUUUAGUACUCAAAGACAAGGUGAACCACCACUCGACAGCAAGGACCUUCCUUCAUGGCCCUGCGAUUUCGAUCAUAGUCAGACGAAACUACCUCUAUGAAGAUGCAUUUGACAAACUGUCACCAGAAAAUGAGCCGGAACUGCAGCUAGCCAUGAGAGUGCAGCUGGUGAACACCAUGGGGCUGGACGAGGCGGGAGUAGAUGGAGGUGGAGUGUUCAGGGAGUUCCUGUCGGAGCUACUCAAGACCGCCUUCGAUCCCAACCGGGGUUUCUUCCGACUCACCAAGGACAACCUGCUGUAUCCAAACCCUCAUGUACAUCUACUGCACCAGAACUUCCUCAACCAUUACUACUUCAUCGGGCGGAUGCUCGGCAAGGCUCUGUACGAGAACUUGCUGGUGGAGUUACCACUGGCAGAAUUUUUCAUGUCCAAGGUGAUUGGGAGACACUCGGAUGUGGACAUGCACCACCUGGCGUCUCUGGAUCCUGUCAUGUAUCGGAACCUGCUGUACCUCAAGAACUACGAGGGAGAUGUCACUGAACUGGGCCUGGAUUUCACUGUUGUCCAUGACGAACUGGGUGAAACUAAGGUAGAUGAGUUGAAACCUAAUGGAUCAAACAUUCCCGUGACUUCAGCAAACAGGAUAGAGUACAUCCAUCUUGUUGCUGACUACAAACUGAACAAACAGAUCAAAAUGCAAUGCUCAGCAUUCAAACAGGGUCUAGCCAAUGUAGUUUCACUGGAGUGGCUCCAGAUGUUCAGCAGCAAGGAGUUCCAGGUACUCAUCUCUGGGGCAGAGAUUCCAGUUGAUGUUCACGAUCUACAGCUACACACAAGUUAUGCAGGGGGUUACUCUGCAGAGCACCCGACCAUCAAGAUGUUCUGGACGACGGUCUCUGAGUUCAACGACAUCCAGAGGAGACAACUGCUCAAGUUCGUCACCAGCUGUUCAAGGCCACCUCUCCUUGGCUUCAAGGAGCUGGAUCCACCCUUCUGCAUUCAACACGCAGGAGUGGCUGAUCGCCUGCCCUCUGCCUCAACGUGUAUGAACCUACUCAAACUGCCAGAGUUCAAGUCUGAAUCCCUGCUCAAGGACAAACUGCUAUAUGCCAUUCAGUCAGGGGCGGGUUUUGAACUCAGUUAAUAAGUCUUAAGCUGGUCCAAAGUCUUUCAUUGUAUAUAUUGUAUAUAAUAACCAUUAUUAUAUAAUUAAUUAUAUAAAUAUAGUACUGGUUGUA